Messenger RNA from Lactuca virosa, 1482 nucleotides. The record is from the annotation of a GenBank genome assembly. NCBI's taxonomy places the organism in Eukaryota, Viridiplantae, Streptophyta, Magnoliopsida, Asterales, Asteraceae.
AUGCCCUCUAAAGUGAAAACCAUCAUCUCAACCAUCGGCUCUAUCGCCGCCGCCACUAUGGUGGUACGCAAAAUGGCCCGUCAUUACUUGCCACCUGAAUUCCAAGACUACAUUUAUAUCGGUUUACGAAACUUCAUAAAGAAAAAGUUAUCCAAACACUUGACCAUGGUAAUCUAUGAAUCCGAUGGGUUUCACGAAAACGAAAUCUAUAACGCCAUUCAAUUCUAUGUUGCUGCUAGAAUGUCUACAGACAUCCAUCGACUGAAGGUCAGCAAAACUCGUAACGACAACAACAUCGCGGUUGCCAUGGAAGUCAACGAGGAGUUCACCGAUAUUUACAAGGGUGUCAAACUCUACUGGUCUUCGGUUUCCAAGAAGACGCCGACUAAACAAUAUAACAGUCACAAUGACAUGAAAUCUUCUUCCCGAACAACUAGACAUUCGUUGGAACUCACGUUUCAUCGAGAUUACAAAGAUCUGGUGCUGAACGACUACUUGCCGUUUGUACUUAAGGCUUCAGAGAUGAAGAAACAGGAACAAAAAACCUUGAAAUUAUUCACGGUGUCGUUGUAUUCAAGACCACCGAAUUGGAUGUCGGUGAAUCUUGACCAUCCGGCGAACUUUACCACGUUGGCAAUGGAUUCCGGUAUAAAGGAGAAAGUGAUAAAGGAUUUGGAUAGAUUUGUGGAGAGAAGAGAGUAUUAUCGGAAAGUAGGAAAGGCAUGGAAAAGAGGUUACCUGUUGUAUGGUCCACCCGGGACAGGAAAAUCAAGCUUGAUCGCCGCCAUGGCUAAUUACUUGAAUUUUGACAUCUAUGACUUGGAGUUGACUAAUGUCCAUUCAAAUUCGGAUCUACGGGCGUUGUUGUUGGCAACGACUAACCGGUCUAUACUCGUGGUGGAGGACAUUGAUUGCUCGGUGGCGUUGCACGAUCGGGUGGCCAGAGAGACGGUGAAAGAAUCAUCCCUCAUAAGGCUUUACCCAAAAGAAAAUAAAGUAACCUUAUCGGGAUUUCUCAAUUUAAUUGACGGGUUAUGGUCAAGUUGUGGAGACGAACGGAUCAUCAUCUUCACCACAAACCGUAAGAACAAACUUGACCCUGCUCUUCUUCGUCCUGGUCGUAUGGACGUUCAUAUACACAUGUCAUAUUUAACACCAUGCGGAUUUCGUCAGUUGGUUACUAACUAUCUUGGAAUCACACAACAUAGUCUCCUAAAACAAAUAGACGAUUUUAUGUGUGAGAUAAAAGUUACACCCGCUGAAAUAGCAGAGCAACUACUCAAGGAUGAUGAUCCAGAUAUCGUUUUGAGUGGUCUCAUCGAGUUCUUUGAUGUUAAGAGGAAGGAGAAUGAAGAGGCAGAGGUUGAGGUUGACCCUGGGGCUGGAGCUGAGGCUAAGCCUAAGGCAAAGGCGAAGGCGAAGAAGGGAAAAGAGAAAGAAUUGGGUGUAAAAGAGGACGAAAGCAACCUACAAAGUGCUUAA